AUGUCCCCUCAAAGGUGCCAGAUGUCACAGGAUUCGCGCAGGCUCCGAAUCAUUCCCAGAGUGGAAGAGCUGCCGAUGAUAUUUGGAGACCUCUUUUACUAUUCCACGCGGCGGACAAAAAUGGUGACGCGUGGGUUUCUGAGACAUAAAUCGGGCAAACCAUAUGAAACAGUCAGCAUGGCUGUCAUAAUUCAAUUACGAUCCAAUCCUGCAAACAACGAGCUGCUGCCAAGCCUCGUAUUGGUGACAAGCAGACUCAAAUCAAAACAGCUUCUACAGCCUGAAUCUCUGGAAAGAUAA
Penicillium lagena is the source of this 300-nucleotide messenger RNA. RefSeq lists its product as uncharacterized. The coding region runs from base 1 to 300 and encodes 99 amino acids. The transcript has 3 exons. The record is from RefSeq and is a predicted model, not a curated record. NCBI's taxonomy places the organism in Eukaryota, Fungi, Ascomycota, Eurotiomycetes, Eurotiales, Aspergillaceae.